AUGCUCAAGACCUCACAAGCCCACGCUCACUCCCUGGCCAUCGCCUUCGCGCAAUUGUUCCGUUGGGAGCUCUCAAUCACUACCGUCCCCCGCGCUAACUCCCUUCCCGUCGUCCACGCUCACUCCCAUUCCAUCGCCCUCGCGCAUUCGUUGCGUUGCCCACUCUCAAUCCCUACCAUCGCCCGUGUUACUCCCUUCCUGUCGCCCACGCUCACUCCCUACCCAUCGCAUUCGCGCAAUCGUACCGUCGCCCACGAUCAAUCAAUUCCGUCACUCACGCUCACUCCAACCCAUCGCCCAGGCUCACUCCCAUUCCAUCACCUUCGCGCAAUCCUUCCGGCGCACACGCUCACCCUCGUUUCAUCGCACACCCUUUGUAUUCGCGAGCACUCCCUCUCGUCGUGCGCGAAUGCGUCCCGUCCACCGCCCACGCUCUCUCCCUCUCACCGCGUUCUCUCACUCCCCACCUGUCACGAUGGUCCCCUCCGUCGCACGCGCUCACUCCCCUUGAGGGGUGACCAUCACUCCUCUUCGCUUCGCCACGCGAUUCCCUCACGUCGCCCACGCUCUCCCCUCCCCGCCACGCACGCUCUCCCCCCAUCCGUCGCCCACGCUCACGACCCGUACUCCGCACAGGCUCAGUUCCCUCCGUCCCCCACGCGAAUCCCCCUGCCCCUCGCCUUCUCUCAUUCCCCUCCGUCGCCUAUGCUCCCUCCCCAUCCCAUCCCUCCCCAUCCCUCAUCUCCCCAUCCCCACCUCCCCAUCUGUUCCCUCUCCAUCCCUCACCUCCCCAUCCCUCACCCCAUCUCCUCCUCACCCUAUCUCCUCCUCACCCCAUCUCCUCCUCACCCCAUCUCUUCCUCACCCCAUCUCCUCCUCACCCCAUCUCCUCCUCACCCCGUCUCCUCCUCACCCCAUCUCCUCCUCACCUCAUCUCCUCCUCACCCCGUCUCCUCCUCACCCAAUCUCCUCCUCACUCCAUCUCCUCCUCACUCCGUCUCCUCCUCACCCCAUCUCUUCCUCACCUCAUCUCCUCCUCGCCUCGUUUCCUCCUCACCCCAUCACCUCCUCACCCCAUUUCCUCCCCACCCCAUCUCUUCCUCACCCCAUCUCCUCCUCACCCCAUAUCCUCCUCACCCCAUCUCCUCCUCACCCCAUCACCUCCUCACCCCAUUUCCUCCCCACCCCAUUUCCUUCUCACCCCAUUUCCUUCUUACCCCGUAUCCUCCUCACCCCAUCUCCUCCUCACCCCGUCUCCUCCUCACUCCAUCUCCUCCUCUCCCCGUCUCCUCCUCACCCCAUCUCCUCCUCACCCCAUAUCCUCCUCACCAUAUCUCCUCCUCACCCCAUCACCUCCUCACUCCAUUUCCUCCCCACCCCAUCUCCUCCUCGCCCCAUUUCCUCCUCACCCCAUAUCCUCCUCACCCCAUCUCCUCCUCACCCCAUCUCCUCCUCACCCCAUCUCCUCCUCACCCUGUCUCCUCCUCACCUCAUCUCCUCCUCACCCCCUCCGUCGGCUCGCACUCCGGCUGUUGCUGUGGCGAGCGAGUGUGGCUGCAGACGGGGGUCACAAGGUGA
Messenger RNA from Closterium sp. NIES-65, 1578 nucleotides. Lineage: Eukaryota; Viridiplantae; Streptophyta; Zygnematophyceae; Desmidiales; Closteriaceae. The record is from the annotation of a GenBank genome assembly.